This is a messenger RNA of Rhipicephalus microplus (southern cattle tick), 552 nucleotides long. Its product is annotated as desumoylating isopeptidase 1. The record is from RefSeq and is a predicted model, not a curated record. Gene Ontology annotation, molecular function: peptidase activity. Gene Ontology annotation, biological process: protein modification by small protein removal. Lineage: Eukaryota; Metazoa; Arthropoda; Arachnida; Ixodida; Ixodidae.
AUGGCAAGCCCGUCGUGUGGUCGUGCCGAGUCCGCCUCUGAAGUACUGUUGUACGUGUACGACCUGUCCAACGGAAUGGUCAAGGCACUGUCCCCCGCCCUCAUAGGCAAAGAACUUUCCGGCCUUUGGCACACGGGCAUCGUCCUGCGUGGCACAGAGUACUACUUCGGCUGCUUGGGCGUCGACAGCUCCCCGGCGGGGAAGACCGGCCUCGGGGAUCCGCACCGGAUCGUCAGCCUCGGUCACACCGAGCUACCUCACGACGUCUGCGUGGAGUAUAUCCGAGACCUGGCCAGGUACAGCUACAGGCGCAGCUCGUAUGACCUGUUCCGCCACAACUGCAACCAUUUUUCCGAAGACCUGUCCUUGUUCCUGACCGGCAACUCCAUACCGAUGGAUAUUCGUGAACUGCCCGACGACUUCUUGAGCACGCCUAUGGGAAACAUGAUGCAUUCCUUCCAGCACAUGUCGGACGAGGCCCUUAAGGCGCUAGAACAGCAUUCUGUUCAUGAACAACAACGAAACCCGCAGAGUCCUCGCCCACCACAAUGA